AAUUCGAUUUCCGCUCCCGGAGUCGAUUCUUUCCUGCUCACGCAGCCAGAAAACCCCACGAAGUCCAUUUGCUUAGGGAGUAGGAAAAGGUGCGCCGUGUGGUUUUAAUUGACGGAGUCUUAUCCUGGCGGUGUGAGCGAUAUAUCUAUUGCAUGUCUGAGCUGUUGGCGGGUCUGCCUGGUGGCGCCCUGUGUCUCGAUGCUAACCGUCUCGUCGAUGGUGAUUGGCGGUGCCGAUACUGAUGACAUUUCUGCAGUGCUCCGUUGACGUUCAUCGAAGUGAUUUGUCUUUUCGGGCGCAGUAGUUAAUAGUAUAUCAGCAGCGCUCAGUGGAUCGCUUAGUCAGGAGAGGGUUACUAACAAGAGAAGUAGUGAAGCUGCAUUCAGACUCUGAAGGUUUUAACGUCGGGUGUCCCUUAAAAAAUACAGAUCGACGUCUCCUGAACAACACUUCGGAAGCAUUAGGGAAACCGAGUGGUGUUUGUUAACGGCACGGAAAAAAGUUGGGUUCGCUCGACCCAGUAACUUCUUUAGAGCCGCACACCCCUGGCAUAAACUAGCCGAAUUGUGUUAGGAUGAUCGGAGACAAUUCCCUCUCAUAUCCAGCUUCCUACUCCUCCUCAUCGGAAAUGUAUUCUCUCUUGGCCUCCACUCCUUACCCGGGGAGCAUCGAUGAGAGUAUCGACAAUGGAUCAUUCACCUCGCAUGGCGACUUGAAUGGGACGCUCAGUACGGAUGAAGAGGGAGGACCGCAAUCUAACUUAGUGUUUCAGAGAUACGUGAUUCCAAUCGUAUACACUCUGGUGUUCGUCACGGGCGUUGUUGGUAACGGGCUCGUCAUUAUAGUACUUCUAAAAUACCCAAACAUGCGGACCAUACCUAAUGUAUACAUCUUAAGCCUGGCUCUUGUGGACUUCAUGUUUGUCCUUUGCCUGCCGCUGCAGGCGUACCAAAUCUCCACCAACAACUGGCCUUUCGGUCAAAUCUUGUGCAAGUUUUCCGGCAUAGUAGACGGCUUGAACCAGUUUGCGUCUGUCAACAUACUGACAAUAAUGAGUGCAGACCGGUACCUAGCCGUGGUGUAUCCGCUGUCCUCCAUGCGAUAUCGCACCAAAAAGACAGCCCGUAUAGCAUGCGGGAUCGUGUUCCUAGUCUCGUUCGUCUUGAGCACCCCCACCUGGUACUUUAUGAAUGCCAAAGAUAACCCUUGGAUGGAGAAUUUCACCUUCUGUUCCGUCGAGUCUCCACCAUGGGACGACGGAUUUUUCUACAUCAUGUACAUGUUCUUAGUGGCGUUUCUCAUACCCUUGGUGAUCAUCAUCCUGUGUUACUCCACCCUGCUGAUCAAGAUUCUUGGGAGUAAACUUCGCAUCCGUUCCGACGGGACUGGCACCGCCCAGCGUGCUUCUAAGCGGGUCCUGAUUUUGACGUUGUCUGUCAUCUUGGUUUUCGUGGCAUGCUGGUUGCCGUUCAACGUCGUGUCGCUCGUGCAUUUUUUCAGCGAGAAAAUUAGCCACGCCCUAGCAGUGGCCUUCAAUAUAAGUUCCUUGUGGUGCUAUACCAACAGUUGUUUCAACCCGAUCAUCUACACCUUUAUUGGGGAGAACUUCAAAAAGAACUUGAUGGAUCUGUGCCCAUGUUGCACCUCACCCGAGGACAGCAAGCUGGACCGAUACAAAUCCAACCGGGAGAGUAGCACGUACAUCCGAGGGGGCACCCUCCGACUUCAUUCCGUACAGCAGGAUACCAUGACCAGCCCCACCACGGCCUGCAACGCCGCAACUGACGACACAUCGUUCGUAGACACACCACCGAACAUAUACGUCCAGACAUACACCUUUUCCAACAACAACUCGCACCCCGCCUGCAACAAAGAAUAGCUUGACGAUCACUUUAAUCCUGUAAACAAAAUGGACUGAUAGAACAGUGUGAGGUAGCCAGUUUCAUUCACGAUACUGAAUACCAAUACGGGCGAGUGAGUAUAACACACCAACAUUUUGACUUGCGCAGUAUAAAUGUUAUCCAGCUUCGGUCAGACCAGAGAGACUAUUCAACUUGAUGUCGUGACUAUUCAGCUCCUUUGUACAGAAAUUUCUAUGUAUCUUUAUGUCAAUUCAGUUGAUCCCAGCACCAAAGUAACUUGCUUAUUGUUUAUUUUCUUUUUGUUGUGCCAUUUGUUGUUCAUGUAUCAAAAUAGUUCAGAGCCCGUUGUGUACUUAGGCCUACAUUGUAUAUUAUGAUCUAUAGGUCUAUGCAUGGUAAAGAGGCGCAAAAACGCGAGAAAAGGUCUGACAUGCACACCCUGUAUGGUUUGUCUGUGUAAACUGUUACAUAUCCACAUAAUUUAUACACAUUGAUGUUAACAGCACAGUAUUCAUACUUGAUAGAUGGACGGAAAUGUCACAUUUCAAGUUUGCUGCAGUCCAGAACUCUUAUCCCACGACAGUGUAAUUCAUUGCGCGUGGCCGAGUUUCUUUGUGCACUCGGGUAACAAAUAUUUUGAAGCUGCAGCCCAGAAGUGUACAGUGGUGCUAGUUUGGAAGCGCCAAAAAUAACCAACGCACGAAUGAAUCAACCUGACUGUCUGGCUACUUGCGUCCAUGUAGCCUAAAAUAAUAUGACAGAAUUCCCCAUCUUGGGUGUUUUUAAAAUAAUGCUUAACCAUUGAUCAGCUUGAUCGGCCACGAGCGGUUUUGAUAACAAUCCGACCACAAUGACAUGUCGGCAUUUCGGGUCCAGGUCAUCUAUCCAGAAAACUUCAACUGGCAUUUCUGCUCCAGUUUGAAGAGAUAAAAGAUUGUUUUGUGUAUUUUCUUCAGCCAGCAUUACUGUCUAGUGUUAUGCAUGGCUUGAUUUAUAUACCAAAAUUCCAGUAUUUUGUCAUCGUAACGUCCUCAAUGUUAGGAUAAAUUAUGGUCUAUUGAAAACAAACAUCUCAUGGGAAAAUGGUUAGUGCUUUAGGUCAGAGAAUUGGCAAACGGAGUAACUGCCAUUUCUUUUCCAUUUACAGCGCCUGAUAUGUUUUUCUGAUCUACUCAUCGAAAUCUGAUUUGAAAUAUAUUUUGUUUAAUGCUACACCCUAAAAACAAAUGGUAAUGUUUCAACGUCUAUUGAACCCAUUUCUGGUGACACUGUAUAAACGUGUUGUGGUGGUAAUAGUCCAAAGCUAAACAUGUUUUCGUGUUGAUUUUUUAAAAAUAUACAUGGUUAUGUGUUGUUAAAUUUAGACACAAUGACGCAUUUGGGUGUAAAUAACAACAAAAACACAUGUUCGCUGGGUGAUAACUCUUUUUGAACACAGAAACGCGUUUAUUUCCGAAAAGUUGUUUAAAUUUGAAAUGGUUACAUGUUUACAUUUAAUACAAAUACGCAUUUAUAAUGGCCAUGUUUUACAAUAUAUAUAUCUGCAGUACUAAGGAUUUUUAAAAGUAUACAAGUCCUCUGAACUUUCGUUAUUUGAAUGCCAAACGACUACGGAUAAACUCAUUGAACGGUGUGAAACACAGGCCAAUCUUUACUUAAAUGUGCGCUCUGACUCACAGACUGUCCGUUUAGUGAAAACUUUCAAGAAAAACCCACAAUUGCCAAUUUUCUUGCCAGGGCAAAAUGUACACAUGAGCUAGAAAUUGCACACGAUCCGUUCAACGGGCCAUUUUAAAUAUCCUCAACUGGCCUAGAUCAACGGACAGAGUGUCUUCUUAUGUUUGGGGCUUAUCUAAACCUUGGGAGUAACAUUCUAUGUAUAUGUGCCCCCUCCCACACAGAGCGGUAAAAAGAGGAGCGUUGCAAGUUGGCUGUUUACUUUUGCAUGCCUGCACGUUUGUACGUGCAAUUGCAUUAGAUAUCUACUCUCUUAUCUCGGUCACUCGAAACCUAGUGAAUAAAAAAGGAAGAAGGUGAGAUUUAUUGCUGAAUUGUAUAGUCGAGGUGUAGCCCUGUGUAGCUGUCUGCGUAAAUGCAAGCGUUUAUACUGAGAUUUUUUUUUUCCACUUCCGCUCCUAUUACCCCCAUGUAAACGCAUUUCGCAAGAAAGUGUGCAAGGAUGUUGGUUAGACAGAAGGAGAAAAUUACCUUGAAUCAAAGUAAUUUUUCUCAGUUUAAAAGAACGCUGCAUCCACGUAAUAUAUUAUCCUUUACACAGUGGUGAGCUAUCGGUACCAAACGUAUUGGUCAAACUAGCGGUUUCUGUAAUGUUGCAUGGUUGCGCGGCAUGUAACGAGAAAAGCCGUCUGCUAAACACAGCCAAUUAGCCUGUACAAUUCGUGUCAUUCAUUAGUGUGUGUGCAUUUACUUCAACGUAUCACAUGCAAUGAAAUGAUUGCAAUGUUGGGUUGGGCUGAGCGUCUGGCCACUAUGUAAUUAAGACGUAUUUACAGUUAAACGCUGCCUGUUCUAGUUUACACAGCAAGCUUAUGUUGAUGGACGUCCCUAUAUAGUUACAGGAUUUCAUUUGCAUACGCAGGCACAUGUCUGAAUUUAAAUCAAAUCUCUCUUGAAUGCAUGUUGAGUGUGCCAGUGUAUUAUAACAUGCUAUAUUGGCUUGUACCUCAGAAACUAAGCAAGAGUAAUUUUAGUCCCAUGCUAAACUACCUGCAUAAUCAUCAUUUAUUUGGCGAUGACAAUGGAUGGACUGUAUAAUAUCUAAUAUGCGCACGGAGCAGGCUCCAUGCGUCUUAAAGCACCGCACUUAGGCCGUAAAGCAUAUUGGGGGCAACGCUGUUCCAUUAUAGAUAUGGGUUUUAUUAUAUCUUGGUCGAAAUUUGAGAGGGAGUCGCUCAAAUUACUAAUCCAGUGACACAUCCAGAGUGUCGAAUAUCCACCAAACUCGUUUACUAUGACACGGAGGCCCAAAAGACGAGGAGGACCCGAAGUUGCUUUUGAUUGAAAAAGCCAGUGAUUUUUUUGUUACUCCCUGCACUUAUUUAAGAACACUCAUUCUUCCAAUUAAUACAAAUAUGGAUUGCAGAGUCGUCUUGAAGACAAUGACCUUGUCUGACACUGCUUCACAAACUCUUCUCUGUUCACUUCCUGGAAGCAGUUUUGUUUCAUGCUUUUUAAGUAACAGGCACCGGCUGGCGUUACACACUUAAAGCUCGACCCCGAGUGGAAUUCCGUAUCUGGCCCUACUACCGGGGGAGGCAUUUAAUGGCACUGUAAUCCCCAACAGUGAUGUGCAAUCGCAGUCGGACCCUAAAAGAGUUACGGUGCGUACAAAUGGGGAGGCAGAUCUCUUUUCCGUCACUAUCUGGCACCUGAUGGAACUGUCUAGUGCUUGGAAAAGAUUAGGGGAAACGCACUUAUGGUCUCCCUAUACCUCCAUGUGAAAUCUUUCCCCCUCUUUUGCAUAAGGAGGUUUAUGUAUAUGUGCGAGACGAGUGCUGUUGAUUCCUACAGACCCAAGCAUCAGCUGUUUACCCAUUGUCAUAAAAGAUGCUGACAGAAAGGGACCAGAAAAAGGACCUAAAAGUAUUCUGAAACAAACUUACAUUUUAGAACAGAAUAUGUAAGACUGAACAUUAGGGCACAAAUUGUAUGAAAUUAUGAGGAAAGGAUAUUACUGAAUUAAUUUUGUGUCUUAAGAAGGCGAGGGUGGUCGAAAUCAUGACCUGAUAUUCGUUGUUUGGGGGAGGACCUUUUCAGGCCUCACUACCCCGGAGAAUAAGGAGAGCAUAAUUGCAAAAUGUCACCUUUGAGCCACCUCUCUCGUUGCUUGCUGUAUUUCCAGCACGGAAUCACUGUAUAGCGUGGCAGACUGGGGUGUUACGUUGGUGUGUGUUUACUUAAUAGGAGGCAACCGUGAUAUUGAAAAGCUGCGUGGAGUUGUCACCACUCGACUGGCAAUAGCUUUGCACGGUCAGGUGGCUUGCCUUUAAUUGAAAGUUAGUUGAUUGAUCAAACUGUUAAAAUAAUUAUUUGUAUUCACCUUAACUUAGUUAAAGUCGCGUUUUAUCUAUUUUUAGGCAAAAAUGAUAGUAUUAAUUUUGUUGUGCGCACAUAGGCCUAUCAGUUCACACGUCACAACAGAAAAAGAGAUUUACAUGAUCUACUUGCUAAACGAGUCCUUGGUUUCUAUCUGAGGUCAACGGAAUUAUGAUUAGGGAAUCCUUGCCUGUGUGCUUAUGCAGGUAAACGUGGGUUGGCAUCAUUUAGGUAACACAGUGCUGCAUCACUGUUUUUGGCCUGACCCAUGGCGACGAUUGUUCAGAUUGAACGUGCAGAGUAUGCCUUUAUAUUUCCCCAAUCGUACUGUUUUGAUUGCGUGCACAUUUCUGUAUUUGAAGUUUUAAUAUGGCAAUGUAGUGCGCGAAACCCCGUAUGAACAGCUCAUCUCACCAACUAAUUGGUCAGUGCUUUCUGAUAUAUUUCUUCAACCGCUUGCUUAAAUUGCUUGCUGCGUGGUCGGCCAAAGUACAAAUACGCAAGUAAGUGGUACAGAUACAUCCUUAAAAGUUAACCAAUACGGGCUCUAGGGAACAUUUAAAUCCUUUAAGAUGGGUUGUUCGGUGCCUGAACAGCUGUCAGCUGGUGAGAAGCCACGGUUCGAUUCAGACCUACGAAUCUAGAAAGCGCCAAACAGUAAAAUGUUAAGAAUUUUUUUUCUUUUGCACUUGCACUUGUAACAACCACUGUAAAUGUAUUGUUUUCUGCUGAGAGUGUAACUAAACACAGAGUACGCAGAAUCAUAAGUGUGGUAUUGACAGGUCCAGGAAACGCUGCGCACAUGGUGUUUGGAUGUAAGGGCUGUCGUAUUAAUUUUCUGUCAUCUCGACAACACUGGAACUAUCGGAGUGUGUAUAUUGUAACUAUUCCAGUAUCGUGAGGAUAUUGUCACGUUAUCCUGGAGUGAAAUUGGAUCCUACGAUGUCCAGUGAUUAGAAGAGGCGAUUUGAGAUGCUAACAGAACUCUUAUUUCCGCAUGUACCGUGCUGCCAAACCCGUAGAAGAUAAGUGUGUACCCCUUGGUAUCUGAUAUGGAAUCGUAUGUAUGGCACUGCAGUUUUCAGACAGUGGGGGAGCCCUUGAGCAAGAUAUGAAGACAUUCACCGUAUGAUGCAGUUUGUAACUUUUAUAAGACUGCACCUCGUUAGCUGCACUAUGGUCAAAACGUAGGCCUGGAUAUUUGUGUCCAUAAUUUGGUAGCUAUGUAGAAAUUACGCACCAAUAACGAAUCGUGUAUCAAGGGCAGCUUCUUACAAAAUGUCUGCAUUACUAAUCACUUUGUAAAUCUGAGGUCAACUUGCAAUUAGAAAUCAAGUGAAGUGAUUAUAAACUGGUAGAGACUUAAAAGAGACUUAGCUUAAAGAUUCCUUAGUAAAUUUUUGAAAUAACGAUGCACAGGAAAUCAUUACUUGUGGAAUAAGCACGUAUGAAAGGCACCAGUGUAUGUUUAAUAUUUUGUCUUGUCAGAAAUGAACAGUUAAAAAGGUGUAGAAAAUAGUUUUGCUCAAUUUAAAUAAAAUUUCCUUCCUUAAAACGUAUAUAAGGCUGUUAUUUCUGUGAAUGUGUUUCAGUAAUGUAUUAAGAGAUGGACUUCUGCGGUACGUAUAUAAUUGUACUUGUGUAUAUGUAUUUGCACCCUAUCCGACUAUCGCCGCUACUUGUAUGUGAGGCCUGUGCAGCAAAAUACAGCACAAUUAAUGCAAUAGAGUAGGCAAACUUAUAAGUGCGACCUCACUUAUAAGUUUGCCUACCCUAUUCAAUUAUACGAUAAUAUAUUAGCAUC
Molecule: messenger RNA, 7722 nt
Organism: Acanthaster planci (crown-of-thorns starfish)
Lineage: Eukaryota; Metazoa; Echinodermata; Asteroidea; Valvatida; Acanthasteridae
Product: somatostatin receptor type 2-like
Biological process (GO): neuropeptide signaling pathway
Cellular component (GO): neuron projection; plasma membrane
Molecular function (GO): G protein-coupled receptor activity; neuropeptide binding
Source: RefSeq, a predicted model, not a curated record